Messenger RNA from Ficedula albicollis (Collared flycatcher), 2914 nucleotides. RefSeq names its product ankyrin repeat and EF-hand domain containing 1 (gene ANKEF1). The record is from RefSeq and is a predicted model, not a curated record. The transcript has 11 exons. Gene Ontology annotation, molecular function: protein binding. Lineage: Eukaryota; Metazoa; Chordata; Aves; Passeriformes; Muscicapidae.
UGCUGUGAAUAUGGUCUAAUUCCUGAUUUUACAGGCAAAUCAUUAUAAUCUCAUCUGUGAGAUUACAUGUUUUCUUUUUUGUCCAUGCAGAAAGUACUUCCUUGGAUGAAGACAGUCUUCCCUAUGCUGGGAUGCUACCAGUAGAUAAAAGGCUUCUAUGCUUACAGAUCUACAAACUUCUUCAAUGCAUUCACGAGAAAGACAAGAAGCAAAUAGAAAAUCUGCUCCAGAAAGGAUUCCCAGAUCUCAUAAACUACACAGACCCUAAGAAAGGAUAUAGUGCCUUUCACUUGGCCGCCAUGAAAAAUGACAUUGAAAUGUGCCGCUUCCUGCUGGAACAUGGAGCCCGUCCGAACGUGCACGACAAAAUGGGACGCACUCCAGCCAUGAAGGCAGCUGAGCUGGGCCAUGAGGUGAUUUUGGAAUUACUAGCAAAAGCUAAUGCAGAUAUGACUGCUGUGGAUAACGAAGGGAAAGGUAUUUUGUUUUACUGCCUUUCACCUACAGGACGCCACACCCACUGCUUGCAAAUUGCCUUGGAAUAUGGUGCAGAUGUCAACAACUGUACUACUACAGGGAGGUCUGUGCUUCUAGAAGCCUGUGAGCAAGCUCAAAAGGUUAAAAAAAUGUGCUUGAUUUUUUUGGAGAAAGGAGCAGAUCCCAAUGCAAGAGACCCGGCCACGGGGCGCACGGCCGUGAUGGAAGCUGCCCGGGAAGGCGCUGCCGAGGUGGUUCAGGAUCUGCUUCGGAGGGGAGCCGAUGUGAACCUCUUUGACUUCGAAAGGCACAGCGCCGCACAUUUCGCAGCCAAAGGAGGCUUUUUAGAGAUUCUGACGAUUAUUUCAGGUUAUAAUGCAGACUUGAAAUUGAUUGCUAUGAAUGGUAACAGUCCACUUCAUUACGCUGCGGAGGGAGGAUUUGCAGAUUGCUGCAGGUAUAUAGGACAAAGAGGCUGUGAUCCUACAUGGUCAAACUUGGCAAAUCUGACCCCGAGGGAGCUUGCCAAGCUCGGCGGGUUUAAAGCAGCAGCAGCAGUAUUACGCAAAGCUGAGAAAGCCUCUAAAAAAAAACCAGAUGAGAUCCUUGCCUGGUACCUGAAGGUGUACGACUGGUCCUUGCAGCACGAGGAUGCCAUCCGCAAGGAGUUUGAGACUGAGGAAGAAGAAGAAGAUGGGAUAGUAUCCAGGAGUGAUUUUAUUUCAGUUAUUCGGAAGCACUGGGGCACCGUGGACGAGGAACAAAUAGAAAUUCUUGCUAAAAAGCAUGAAGUAUCUGCUGACAGGAUCAGACUUGAUGAUUUUUUUAAAGGCUCAAAGUACUUGCAGAAAACCUUUCUGCUAUCAUCCUUUGGGCCCAAAGGAAAGAAGAAGAAGAAGAAACCACAGAGAAAAAAAGGCAAGAAAGGCCUCCCUGUGCCGAUUUGUGUAAUCCCAAAGAGCGAACGUCCUCUGAGGGAAGAUGGCAUCCCUACCUACAUGGUUGAGGCUGUCCCACACAUUCCUGAAGAGCAGCUCUUCAAACGGGAGCACCAAGCCACCCAUCCCAUGCUCGAUGACCGUGUCUGGUACGUAGAGGAGCCAAGGAAAACCCUCAUGGAUAUCAACUACCUUGUCAAAGAAAGAGACUUUGUGUCUCUGCAGAAAGCCUUCGACGCGGGUGUGCCAGUAGACAUAAAAGAUAGAUAUUACAAAACACCUUUGAUGGUCGCAUGUGCAGGUGGCAACAUAGUUCUUGUGGAGUUUCUUCUGGAAAAGGGGGCUGAUGUCAAUGCAACAGACAACUUCCUGUGGACUCCUCUGCACCAUGCUUGCUAUAAUGGGCACCUGGAUAUUGCUGAGCUGCUGGUGAAUGCUGGAGCAUCUGUGAAUGCCCCUGCAAUAGGCAAUGCCACCCCGCUGAUGAGAGCCAUUGAGGCCUGCAGGCUGGACAUGGUCUACUUCUUAAUCACUGCAGGUGCUGAUGUGGAAGCUACAAACAGCAAUGGAAGAAGUGUUCUUGAUCUUGCUGAAGUAUUUCAAAAUGCUAAAAUAAUUGAACUGCUUGAAAAUCAACUGCAAAUUUUGGCAGAAGAACGAGAAAAAGAAGAAGCAAUGCAACAAAAAGGUGGGAAGCCAAAACCAGCAGAGCCAGCAAAAUCUGUGAAAGAAGAGGUAUGAGAGAUGGUGCCACAACUGCUCUUGCUCCUGUGCAGGGCUGAUGUCAAUGCAACAGACAACUUCCUGUGGACUCCUCUGCACCAUGCUUGCUAUAAUGGGCACCUGGAUAUUGCUGAGCUGCUGGUGAAUGCUGGAGCAUCUGUGAAUGCCCCUGCAAUAGGCAAUGCCACCCCGCUGAUGAGAGCCAUUGAGGCCUGCAGGCUGGACAUGGUCUACUUCUUAAUCACUGCAGGUGCUGAUGUGGAAGCUACAAACAGCAAUGGAAGAAGUGUUCUUGAUCUUGCUGAAGUAUUUCAAAAUGCUAAAAUAAUUGAACUGCUUGAAAAUCAACUGCAAAUUUUGGCAGAAGAACGAGAAAAAGAAGAAGCAAUGCAACAAAAAGGUGGGAAGCCAAAACCAGCAGAGCCAGCAAAAUCUGUGAAAGAAGAGUCUGAAGCUGUAUCUGAGCCACCUGAGGAAAUCCCUGUUCCUGAAAAGACAAAGCGUUCCCGUAAGGACAGUUCUGCUUACUGGAAAUCUUUGGCACCGAGAGAAAACAAAAAUGACAUCUCCUUCAGGCCCAGAAAAAUAUGGACCCCUGAUGCCACAGCAAUACAGCUUGCAGAAAAGCAAGAAUCAGUCCGUGAACACGCUAGUCUUUAUGGUUACAUGGAAGAUUUUACAACCCUCUUCAAUAGAAAAUUUGAGACAUAAGCACAGCAUCUGGGAGAAGCUACUUCAGCACAUAUUUCGAGGAGACAAAGAUGUAAAAUGUUACU